Callorhinchus milii (elephant shark) is the source of this 986-nucleotide messenger RNA. RefSeq names its product plexin A3-like. The record is from RefSeq and is a predicted model, not a curated record. Gene Ontology annotation, molecular function: semaphorin receptor activity. Gene Ontology annotation, biological process: regulation of cell migration; semaphorin-plexin signaling pathway involved in axon guidance; negative regulation of cell adhesion. Gene Ontology annotation, cellular component: semaphorin receptor complex. NCBI's taxonomy places the organism in Eukaryota, Metazoa, Chordata, Chondrichthyes, Chimaeriformes, Callorhinchidae.
CCUUUGCUGAGCUACAGACAAACAUCCACGUUACGAAUGAUUUGGAUGGAACAGGAAUCCCGUUCCUGGAUUAUAAAACCUACACAACCCGCGUUCUCUUCCCGGGAAUUGACGAUCAUCCCGUCCUCAAGGAACUAGACGCUCCCUCCAACGUGGAGAAGGGUCUCAAGCUGUUUGGUCAGUUGCUGAGUGACAAGGUUUUCCUGCUGACGUUCAUUCGCUGUCUGGAAACCCAGCGCAGCUUCUCCAUGAGGGACCGGGUGGUGGCUUCCCUGGUGAUGACCGCCCUCCAGGGGAAGAUGGAGUACGCCACCGUGGUCCUCAAGCACCUCCUCGCGGACCUGAUCGAGAAGAACCUCGAGAAUAAGAACCAUCCCAAACUGCUGCUGCGGAGGACCGAGUCUGUGGCUGAGAAGAUGUUGACAAAUUGGUUUACGUUCCUGCUGUACAGGUUCCUCAAGGAGUGUGCCGGGGAGCCCCUCUUCAUGCUCUACUGCGCCAUCAAGCAACACAUGGAGAAAGGGCCCAUCGACUCCAUCACCGGAGAAGCGAGGUACUCGCUGAGCGAGGACAAGCUCAUCCGGCAGCAGAUCGACUACAAAACCCUGAUGCUGACCUGCCUGUGCCCAGACAGUGAAGCUGGCCUUCAGAUCACAGUGAAGGUGUUGAAUUGUGACACUAUCACUCAGGUCAAAGAGAAGCUGCUCGAUGCCGUCUAUAAAGGCUUCCCUUACUCCCAGCGCCCGAGAGCUGACAGCAUGGACCUGGAGUGGAGGAGGGGGCGAGGAGGCCGAGUUGUUCUUCAGGAUGAAGACGUCACAACCAAGAUCGAGAGCGACUGGAAACGUCUGAACACACUGUCCCAUUAUCAGGUCACAGAUGGAUCCACAGUCUCUUUGGUUACGAAGCAGGUCCCCGCUUAUAACAUCACCAACUCCGUCACAUUCACUCGCUCCCUGAGCCGCUACGGUGAGAGAGAGAAUGAG